Molecule: messenger RNA, 996 nt
Organism: Pocillopora meandrina
Lineage: Eukaryota; Metazoa; Cnidaria; Anthozoa; Scleractinia; Pocilloporidae
Source: the annotation of a GenBank genome assembly
AUGGUCACCAUAAACACUGCAGCAAAGUCUACCAUAACAGCACUGGUAUUAAGUGCCAUUGCGCUGGUUUCUCUGCUUGGAAAUAGUCUUCUUAUACUCGUUUUCUUCAGAUCAAAGGCUGUAAAGAAGGCAACGAACGUGUUCAUAAUCAAUAUGGCUGCUUCCGAUCUCUUUUUUCCUGUUUUUCUAAUUCCGCGUCAAAUUAUCGCGGCCAUUACAAGAUCGCCACCAGAAUUAUUCCUCAUCCGUGGAGCCAUGGGUUCCUUUCUUUGCAAGAUCUCCACCUUCCUCACUGACGUGUCCAUUACAGUGUCAAUGCAUUCCUUGGUCAUGAUUACCAUGGAACGGUUUCUUGCUAUCGUUUUUCCAUUCAGAAUUCGUCAACUCUCUUCUAAAACACGUCUCUACGCCAUUUUGAUGGUGUGGAUCAUAGCGUUGGGGAUUCACACGCCAUACUUCUACAUAUAUAGAUUGACGAGUUCAGGAAAAUGCGAUUACAACUGGGAACCAGCAUUCAACCACAAAAUUACGCACACCCGCUAUUACACCGCCUUGUUUGUGCUGAUUGUCAUUUUGCCCUUCACUUUGAUUACCAUCCUUUAUUCCGUGAUGGUUUGUUGCCUCUUCCUGAACAAGCACAAGCUUGUAAUACAUCGCUCCAGUGAGAAUGCUCCUAGAAGAAGAAGCGGAGCAAAAGAACUCAGAAUGUUAAAGAUAGCAGCGACUAUUGUCAUUGCCUUUGCAGUAUGCUGGGGUCCUUUCAACAUCAUACAGUUCUUUCACCUGUUUGCCCCAUGGAAACUUAAAGAACUUAAUUGCAACAUCAGUCAUGUGUUGAUUCAAAUUGCCUUUAUUUUGGCGACUGCCAACUGCACGGUUAAUCCAAUCGUUUGCCUCGUCUAUUUAAGGAACUACCGUUUAAAAGAGAGUUUGGCAAGUUUACGGUCACAAUUCAGCAACAUUUCUAAAGGGAGUCAACGAGAAACUGAAUUGUAA